Molecule: messenger RNA, 6604 nt
Organism: Cervus elaphus (red deer)
Lineage: Eukaryota; Metazoa; Chordata; Mammalia; Artiodactyla; Cervidae
Gene: GJC1
Product: gap junction protein gamma 1
Exons: 3
Coding region: 953-2143 (396 amino acids)
Biological process (GO): cell communication
Cellular component (GO): connexin complex
Source: RefSeq, a predicted model, not a curated record
GUGAGUCUAGACUUGUGGAUGUGAUUCAUUAUGGAAACCUGGCUUACAUCACCAUUUAUAGAUUGCUUAUUAUUUACUUUUGGUUUUAUAACUUGUGUGUAGAGUGAGAGGAGAACUGUUGAGCUCAGUUGGACAUCAGUGCUGGAAAUGAGAGUUGUACUUGAAGUCCUGUGGUGUAAUACUUGUGUGAUUGGAUUCUUCUGUAUGUAAAUCUUGAUACUUGCACGUUAUGUAGAUGCCUCUGAACUUUUUUUCUUCUUAAGUUAUUUUGAACAUAUAAUAAAUAACUUUGAACACUCAGGGUUUGUUUUACAUUUUAUUUAUUAAAUGAUAGCAAAUAAGGAUGAUUCGUGACCAUGGCUAUCCCAUAGUUGGCAGAACUUGAUAGUGAGAAGUAAUUAGUCCUGUGUAUAUACACUUGUAAUCACAGUACAGGUGCAGAUGUUUUCUUUCUGUGAGCAGUUGAGUCUGUGAAUCACCUCCUGUGGAUAUGGGUGUCCCAGUGACAGGGAGCCAGCUGUUGGGUGUUGUAAAUAAACAGCUUGCUCCUAGUUGGCUGCACUAGAGAAGAGGGCAGAAAUAGAGCACUCGGGGUGAAGAUUUUCUCAAUGCCUAUAAUGACCUGGCUUAAAUUUGUUGAGAUUUUCUGCUGUGGCUUUUUCCUGUAGAUGCCAGAGUUUAUCUGUUUCAGAUUUUCACAAAUGAUUCAUCUUCCUGUUAUAUUUUCUUAGACUACGGUGACUAAAGCAUCUUCGAGUCACUUUUAGGUAUUUUCUCCUACCACGAUGUAUUGGAGAAGAGAACAGUGAUAUUCAAGCUCAGUCCUGUUUCCAUCUCAUGCUGAUUGAUUCCUGUGAGAAAAUCUGGAAAAGUUGUAAACAAAGCAUCAUUUCUCUAAGAAAAUUUUGGAUAGCAGAAAUUCUGGAUAACAGGGCGGACCAAUUUAGUCACCAUGAGUUGGAGCUUCCUCACCCGCCUGCUAGAGGAGAUCCACAACCACUCCACGUUUGUAGGGAAGAUCUGGCUCACGGUCCUGAUCGUCUUCCGGAUCGUCCUUACAGCCGUGGGAGGGGAGUCCAUCUAUUACGACGAGCAGAGCAAGUUUGUGUGCAACACGGAGCAGCCCGGCUGCGAGAACGUCUGCUAUGACGCCUUUGCACCCCUCUCUCACGUGCGCUUCUGGGUGUUCCAGAUCAUCCUGGUGGCCACCCCCUCCGUCAUGUACCUGGGCUAUGCCAUUCAUAAGAUUGCCAAGAUGGAGCACGGUGACCCAGACAAGAAGGCCGCUCGCAGCAAGCCCUACGCAAUGCGCUGGAAACAGCACCGGGCUCUGGAAGAAACAGAAGAGGACCAUGAAGAGGAUCCCAUGAUGUAUCCAGAAAUGGAAUUAGAAAGUGAGAAAGAAAAUAAAGAUCAGAACCAAUCGAAACCUAAGCAUGAUGGCCGGCGGCGGAUUCGGGAGGACGGGCUCAUGAAGAUCUAUGUGCUGCAGCUGCUGGCACGGACAGUGUUCGAGGUGGGUUUCCUGGUUGGGCAGUAUUUCCUGUAUGGCUUCCAAGUCCACCCAUUUUAUGUGUGCAGCAGACUCCCUUGCCCUCAUAAGAUAGACUGCUUUAUUUCUAGACCCACUGAAAAGACCAUCUUUCUUCUGAUAAUGUAUGGUGUUACAGGCCUUUGCCUAUUGCUUAACAUUUGGGAGAUGCUUCAUUUAGGAUUUGGGACAAUUCGAGACUCACUAAACAGUAAAAGGAGGGAAUUGGAAGAUCCGGGUGCUUAUAAUUAUCCUUUCACUUGGAAUACGCCAUCUGCUCCCCCUGGCUAUAACAUUGCCGUCAAACCAGAUCAAAUCCAGUACACCGAACUGUCCAACGCUAAGAUUGCCUACAAGCAAAACAAGGCCAACAUCGCCCAGGAGCAGCAGUACGGCAGCCAUGAGGACAACCUCCCACCCGACCUGGAGACUCUGCAGAGGGAAAUCAGAAUGGCUCAGGAACGCCUGGAUCUGGCCAUCCAGGCCUACAGUCACCAGAACAACCCCCAUGGUUCCCGGGAAAAAAAAGCCAAAGUGGGGUCCAAAGCUGGGUCCAAUAAAAGCAGUGCUAGUAGCAAAUCGGGGGAUGGGAAGACCUCCGUCUGGAUUUAAUCCUGGCUGGGCUUAAAGUUGUGCUUUCAUGGUUCACGGUGAGCAGCGGCUGACUGAGUAAUGACUUCCGCUGAGUAAACAGGUGGCUCUGCUUAUCUUCAGGGAUGCUGUUGGCUCAUGAUCCAAGCUCAGGGGACUCUGACGGUGGGGCUGGGACAAGGGGAAGAGAACGGGAAACACAGCGUUCCUGGACACGAGCUCCAGCAAUAAUACAGUUGCAGAACUUUACAUUUGUGUCUUCCAGAUCUGGAAAAGAACAGAUAUAUUUAAAUCAUUCUUGUUGAACAGUUUUUGUAUGUACAGUAUUAUGGUACUUUUUUUUUUUUAGUAUGAGAACUUUUUUUUGUAUUUGUACAUUGGACCACUGUAGUUAUACUUUUAUAUUAAAGGGGAAAAAAAUCCUUAAGGUAAUGCCUAUUAGGCUAGUGUUAUUACUUUGUUCAGCAAACUCUACCUGGGGUUUAAAGUUUUAAUAGAUGCUACACACCUAAUAAAAAGUGCCUCUCGUGUUACAGGGACGAUUUCAGAUAUGUGAGGAGCCGAACGGGGAUGAGUCAGUUCUCAGCCUUGGCAAGGAAGUCCAUGGUAGAAGGAGAUGGAGAUCUCACUCUGACUUGAGAAAUCUUUGAAUCUUAUUCAUAUGCCCAGAGUUGUAUCUAGUCUUUGAAAAGCUAUUUUUGUUUUCAAGUGAUUCACUGCAGGAGUCCUUUAAAUACCAAGCCUUGCUUUGAUGGUGUGUAUAUAACGUCAGUUGUUUCAAAAGUCUGAUGCACAAAGGUGUCCUCAGCCAGUGGCAGUGUGGAGACCAUGGCUAGAACUCUCCUGAGAUUCCUCUAUCACCAAGCAAAGCCAUGCCUAGAAAAUAAGCCCUGAUGUUUAGUUGUGGGCCUGUUUGAUUUGCCUUAAAUCUGAAUCAAAAAAUAUGCCUCUCUCUGGUUUCUUAAGAUGCUGGUGAUGUUUUUCUUUAUAUGUUAACAGUAAAAAUACGAAAAUUCCCUUCUAGGCUAAAAAUUAAUCAAAGCCACUUAUACUGCAUGUGGUAGAAGGCCUAAAUUCAACUUCCUUACUUCUUAUCGUUUACCAUGGAAUUUUUAUAAUUGACCUACUUCUGCCAAAGUAGGUUUCUGCCUGGAAGACCAGUUCAGACCUGGGAUUCUAUCUGUAAAUAGUCUGAAGGAGAAUUUCAGUAUUUAUUCACUAUAGGCAUAUCUGUUUGUCAGUGACAAGCAUUCAUGAUCCCAUAAUUUUUGCCGUAAUAUUUAACUGCCAUUUUCAACCUUCUGUUGGAUAACUUUCUUCUCUCUGUCAUGUUCACAUCAUUUGUCUUACAGUUUAAGAGCUUCUGAGUAAGAGCUUGGUAAAGAUUUAAAGAAAGGAGUGUUUGCUUCACCAGGGAGCAUUUCAUUUGGGACAUCUCACUCUUCUCUAACAGAAAGUUAAUUGCAAGCCACCUGUAACUUUGAAAUUCCAAGAGUGUGGGUUUUGUUUUGUUUUUGCUCUUAAUUUUUAAAUGUCAGUUCUUUAUUAUUUAGGAGGGUCUUAGAACAGCAUCCUGUAUACAGUUCUUUUUUCUUUGUUCUCCAUUUCUCCCCCUUCCCUCAAAAAGAAACGCAGUUGAAAAUUUAAGCUUAUCUUCUAGCCAUGCAUUUACAUUUAUUUUGCUUUUUUUAAUCUGUAAAUUUUACCCAAGAGAAGCUCCUCAGGAUCUCUAAACACUUGAGCAAAAGGUCAACUCCAGUGAGACUGAAGGGAAAAUUUCAGAAAAUGACUUACAUGUGUAUGUAUCCUGGAUAAUUACCAGAUCUGCACAGUUAUCUUCAAACAAAGUGUUUAAUAAAGAAUUUCAAGUAAUUAUUCUAAAACAGGCAAGAUUUUCAAUAUCAGGCUGGCUAAGAUAAAGAACUACCAAUAAUUCUUAUGUCAGUAGAACUUCAUGCAUACUUCUGAAUUGAAGGACAGAAAAAAAUACACAUAGGUUCAUGUCCAUCUAUUCAGAGCCUGAGGGAGAACAGAGUGGCUUUGCCAUUGGGAGGGUUGAGAAUUCGAACAAUAGGGCAGGGACGGAGUCGAGCAGAAAUGCCGGGCAGACAUUUGGCGCCAGAAGCAUCCACUUGGUUUCAGGCAGGGCCUCCGGUGUUUCAUCUUGGCUUGUUCUGAUGAGAAUGUUAUCUUUUGUGGCUGGAUAAUUCUUCAACUUCCUCAAGUACAUAGAAAGAUAUUCUGGGUCACCUUCACAUGUGUUCAAAUCUAUUUUUAUUCUCUCACUAAAGUUCUAAUUAUGACAUAGAUUUCCCAAGUCUGACUGCUUCCUUAGUCCAUUUCUUUUAGCGUUUGAACAUACAAGUUUGCCGAAACCAUUCUCACCUAAUAACAUGUCAUGGACCUACAUUAAGAAAACAGCCCUUUCAGUAUCCGGCUUAACCCACUGAGUGAAUAAAAAUAUUGUUCCAGUUACUGUUCUGGAACUUGCAAGUGUUUGUAUAAACAACAUUUUUUUUUCUAUCAAAAUCACAUUCCUUUGAAUUGCUGCAUAAGACAUGCUAUGUCUUAUGACAUGUGCUUCUCUAAAUAGUAGCUGAGUACUUAGUCCUUCACAUACUAUAAUCAGGAUAUGGUCAACAACAUGUUUAUAGUCCUUAAUAUACCAUCGGAUUUAUUCAGAUGUGUGUCCUUUAUAAAGCAAACAGGCUUUUUUUUCUUAGUUCAAAUUUGAGGGAAGAAUUAGAUAGCAUUUUCCUCUAAAGAAAUGUUAAUGUUCAUUUUGUGGCUUCCUUUUGCUUUCUGCCUUAGUUUUGCUAGCUUCUAUAUUUGUUCAUUUAAAACCACAGGCGUGUUAUUUCAUUAGAAGUCGAUUUUUCUGGGGAUUUUCCUUGACUAACAUAUAUAGAAUUACUUUUGAUAAAGAUCAACUUUGUCAUCUAAAGUGGUUCUCACAGGUUAGAACUCCCACACACCUGUCUUUAAGAAGGACACCUAUGUCUUUAAAAAGAAAAUUGUCAUCAUUAGGUACCUUAACUGUCAUUUCUUUGUGGUAUGAAUCGAAGCAAUUCCCUUUAUUUUUCCAAGUUCCAGUAGCCACCUACCUCUCAGAAGUGUUAUGGAGUAGUUAGAGAAAGCCUCUGGUGAAAGGUAUUAAAAGACCAACUGUUGGUCAUUAUCUGAGCUUGGAGCUUCAAAAAAAAUCAUUGAAAGAACUAUGUGAUAUAAUAAGAUGUCCUUCGGUGCUCUUUAUCACAGGAAUCAGUUGUUGAAGACACUGAACUUGCUCUAGCAGCUUACUCCGAGAAUGGACUUAAACGUUAUUCCUAUUAGUCAUACCUACGGUUUACCCGUUAAGCUUAUAAAUGUCCAGGCUUUGUGCUUUCCAUCUCAUUUAUGGGACUGUACACGUCUAAAAAUAAUACCUAUAGUUAAGGAUAAAUUUUUGGCCAGCCAGUGUUUCAUAAAAGGCAAAUAUGUUCUACUUGAACCUACUUCAAGAAAUGCCUUUUUAUAAAGGAAAAGUCUUUCCUGACUGUGAAGUAAAGUACCUGAAGUCAGAGAUACACAGUUGCUGGUCAUUUUGCUUGGAAGUUUCCAGAUAUUGAUUUUAUCUUCAUAAAAUCAUGUAAUUUCAUGAAGAGUCUUACCACCUGAAGAUAAUAAAGCCCCUGCACUUAUACAGUGCUGAGUUUGGAAAUAAAAUUUCAACUCACCUAUGUAUCAUAAAUCUGUAAUAAUUCACAGUCAACAUCAAAUGUUAGAAUCAUUAGGUUGACUUGCAUACUUGUCACUCAUUCUGGCCAUCUAUCAUGGAGAGUUUAAAAGAUUUUAUUUGUUGUCUCUAAUGCAGUUGUGUUGUUUUCGUUGUUUUUAAUAAUGGUGUUGAGUUUGGUUCAUGCACAUUUCAUGUUAAAGAAUCAUACUUUUAAAAGAAGCAAUCUGUGUAUUCCAAAAUGCAGGAGUCCAAACAAAAGAAAGCCCUACCCCUGUACGAAGUCUCUACAGAAAUGAAAGAAGUAAGAGAUCUGCAUUUCAGGCUUGGCUUGUUGAACCAGCAGAGACUUUGGCUAUAAUAUGCUUCCAAGACCGGAAGUGUUUUUCUUCAUUAUACUCUCUCAAUUGUGUUCUCUUCAAGAAAUCUCUUACAGAAGUCUCUACCUCAGGCACUGUUAGAUAUGAUAAGCAUAUUGAUACUGAAAAACUUAGCUAGGACUUCAGACUUUUAAAGGUAAUUUAAAUGUAAAAUUCAACUGUUAACUAGCAAUUUAACGUCAUGUAAUGUGCAGUUUGGAUAUUGUAUGAACAACGAAGGAGUUACCCAUUCUAGUGCCAAAGAUUACUGGCUGCUAAUUUCAUUCUGUACAGUUAAUGUAAAACUUUACACAGUGGGGACAGACUCCUCUCAGGGCCUUGUCUCUAGGACGAUUUUUGUCGGUUCCGAAUGUUUCUGUCAUUUCCAAAUACAGUUUAGAAGAUUCA